This is a messenger RNA of Nylanderia fulva, 5004 nucleotides long. NCBI's taxonomy places the organism in Eukaryota, Metazoa, Arthropoda, Insecta, Hymenoptera, Formicidae. The record is from RefSeq and is a predicted model, not a curated record.
UAGAUCCCGGUCCCUAUAUAACUUUAGCGACUGGGUAUCUAUGAUGAAGGGUAUAUACUUAGUGGUCAUUUUAUACGUGGCCACGUUGAGUGUCGCACUCGACGUAUCACCGGUGACCGACUUUCCGACAGAAUGUCCAACAAAUGUCAACCCACGGAAUAAAACAAUUUUUAUUCCCCAUGAAAGCGACUGUACAAAAUUUUACAAUUGCUACAUGGGGAAAAAAGGGGAACCACAAGAUUGUCCUUUCAUGGAUAAUAAUGGGAAUAGAUUGCACUUCAAUCCCAAACUUCAGGUAUGCGACUGGCCUUGGAAUGCAGAGUGUCAACUAUCUUCGAUUAGGCCGACGUCGACUCCGAAAUUAAUAGAUCCUACGGCAUCAUCGAUUUCGCCAUCAAGUCUUUCAACGUCGAGUGUUGCACUCGACGUAUCACCAGUGACUGACUUUCCGACCGAAUGUCCAACAAAUGUCAAGCCACGGAAUAAAACAAUUUUUAUUCCCCAUGAAAGCGAUUGUACAAAAUUUUACAAUUGCUACAUGGGGAAAAAGGGGAAACCACAAGAUUGUCCUUUCAUGGAUAAUGAUGAGAAUAGAUUGCACUUCAAUCCCAAACUUCAGGUAUGCGACUGGCCUUGGAAUGCAGAGUGUCAACUGUCUUCGAUUGGGCCGACGUCAACUGCGAGAUUAACAAAUCCUACAUCGAUUUUGCCAUCAAGUCUUUUAACGACUACGAUUCCACCAAGUUCUUUGACACCGCUAACUUCGUCAUCCGAUCCUCCUCCGUCGACGACUUCACCAUCUAGUGAUUCUCCCACAACAAGUUCUUGGACACCGUCGACUUCAGCAAAUUCUCCCACGCCGUCAAAUACCGCAGAAAACACAGCAGCUACUUCGCCUUCGUUGACUUGUGAGUUCGAUAACAAGUAUCACAUGAUUCCCCACGAGACUAUGUGCGAUUAUUAUUACACGUGUUUCAACGGGAAGAUAAAUCCAAAACCAAAGAAAUGCGACCGCAAUUUACUCUUUAAUCCGAUUCUUCAUGUAUGCGAUUAUCCGGAAAAUGUAAACUGCAAUCAUACUCCUGUGAGAAGUACAACUAUUACUACACUUACGUCUUCGUCAACGAUGAUACAAACAACGCCGUCGACUUCGCCUCUACCUUCUCCGUCGCAAACGACUACAACACCAGCUUCGACAACGAUUACAACAGCAAUUCCAGCAACAAUUAACCCAGAAUUAGCCAAACCUCGUCAACAGUGUCCCCCAAAAAAAUCAAGCAAAGAAUCAACCGAGGUAGCGCGUAUCGCUCAUCGUUGCCUCUGUAACAUUUAUUAUGAAUGCGUGAAUGGUGUCAAGAUGCAACAAAUAUGCCCAACUGGCAUGCAUUUCGAUUAUGUGCGAGAGGUCUGCGAUUGGUCAGAAACAGUGAAUUGUGUCCGGCCUAUUUCAAUGGUUGACGUUUUAAUGGGCAGCUGUCAGAGUAAUAAAUGUUAUCCGGAAGGCAGAGCAUUUCAACACGAGACUGAUUGUUCAUCGUAUUAUUUAUGUUUUAAUGGUCAAAGAAUCUUGAAACGUUGUAAUGCGGGACUUCAUUUCAACAUUACCCUGCAGAUAUGUGACUAUCCGGCAGAAACAGGUUGCAGUUUAACUAAAAAUAGAAUUAAAAGAUCCCUCUCGUUAAUCACUCGAUUGCUUUGCCCUGCUUCGGAUUUCGCAAAAAAAAUACUAUUGCCCCAUGAAUGUGCAUGCGAAAAAUAUUACGAAUGCGUUAAUGGAAAAACACGUCUACGACAAUGUCCGAAUGGUAAACACUUUGAUCACAAUCGAAAAAAAUGCGACGACGAGGAUGAAGCCUAUUGUCCAUAUGUUUGCCCUUGUGCAAAUUCUUCAAAAAAAGUUUUAAUACCUCACGAAUGUAAAUGCAACCAGUAUUACGAAUGUGUUAAGGGAAGGCAACGUCAACGAUUUUGCAAAAAAGGUUUACACUUUGAUAGUAUUGAGAAGAUUUGCAAAGACCCGGACGAUGCCAUUUGCGGAGAAUCAUCAACAACAACAACUACAACAUCUACAACAACAACAUCUACAACAACACCCACCACAACAUCUACAACAACAUCUACAACAACAUCUACCACAACAUCUACAACAACAUCUACAACUCCCCCAGAUAAGCCACGAAAAAAGUGUCCUCCUAAAGGAUCAAACGAAAAAGCGCGAAUUGCUCAUCCUUACGCAUGUAAUCAAUAUUACGAAUGCGUAAAUGGUGAAAAAAUAUUACAUACAUGCAAGACUGGCAAACACUUUGAUUAUGUACGAGAAGUAUGCGAUUGGUAUUUCGUAGUGAAUUGCGUCCGGCCAAUUCCAACAUAUGAUUUUUUAAUAGACAGCUGCGACAAUGAAUGCUCUGAGGAAGGUAGAGCAUUUCAACAUGAGAUCGACUGCUCCUUGUACUAUCUAUGCUCUAACGGUCAGAAAAUUUUAAAACAUUGUACGGCAGGAUUAUAUUUCAAUGUUACCCUCCAAAUAUGUAAUUAUCCGUCUGAAACGAGCUGCGAUCUCCCUAAUAAUUCUCUCGAGGUAUUUAAUUUAAACGCCGAUUGCCCUUUAAAUUCCACAGAGAAUGCAUAUAUCCCACACAAGUGUAAAUGCACGCACUAUUAUGAAUGUAUUAAUGGAAAAAAGAUUCUUCAUGAAUGUCCGGAAGGUUUGCAUUUUGAUAAAAUUCGACAGAUUUGUAACGAUCCAAUUGAGGCCGAUUGCACUCCAUCAAAAUCCACUCUAACGUCUACUAUUUCCACUACGACGUGGACUGAAGAAACUGAUAAAACCACGACUAAUGAUCUCGAUCCAGCUAAUUGCAUCGGUACCUGUCCUGAAGCAGACCCUGAGUAUGCAGUAUUACUUCCAAACGACGAUUGCAAAAAGUUUUGUAUGUGCAGCAAUGGUAUUGCAUGGGUUCAACAUUGUCCUGAGCCUCUUUAUUUCGAUACUAAAGAUACAGUCUGCAAAAGUAAGAGAGAUGCAAUUUGCGGAAAACGUGAAUUCAAUCAAAAUAGUGCAUUCAUGCUUCAUAGAAUCGAUGACAAAAAUUCGGUGCAACUGCCGAACGAAGAGAAUGAUGAUCUCGAUCCAGUUCAUUGCAUCGGUACUUGUCCUGAACAAGACCCUGACUAUGCAGUAUUACUUCCAAACGACGAUUGCAAAAAGUUUUGUAUGUGCAGCAAUGGUAUUGCAUGGGUUCAACAUUGUCCUGAGCCUCUUUAUUUCGAUACUAAAGAUACAGUCUGCAAAAAUAAGAGAGAAGCAAUUUGCGGAAAACGUGAAUUCAAUCAAAAUAGCGCAUUCAUGCUUCAUAGAAUCGAUGACAAGAAUUCGGUGCAACUGCCGAACGAAGAGAAUGAUGAUCUCGAUCCAGUUCAUUGCAUCGGUACUUGUCCUGAACAAGACCCUGACUAUGCAGUAUUACUUCCAAACGACGAUUGCAAAAAAUUUUGCUUGUGCAGCAACGGUAUUGCAUGGGUUCAACCCUGUCCUGACCCUCUUUAUUUCGAUUCUGUAGAUAAAGUAUGUAAGAAUAAAAGAGACGCCGUCUGCGGAGAACGUCCAUCUACAGAAGAUAGCGCAUCCAUACUUUAUAAAAUCGAUGACAAGAAUUCAGUGCAACUGCCAAACGUAGAGAAUGAUGAUCUCGAUCCAGUUCAUUGCAUCGGUACCUGUCCUGAACAAGACCCCGAAUAUGCAGUAUUACUUCCAAACGACGACUGCAAGAAAUUCUGCUUGUGCAGCAACGGUAUUGCAUGGGUUCAACCCUGUCCUGACCCUCUUUAUUUCGAUUCUGUAGAUGAAGUAUGUAAAAAUAAAAGAGACGCCGUCUGCGGAGAACGUCCAUCCACAGAAGAUAGCGCAUCCAUAUUUCAUAAAAUCGAUGACAAGAAUUCAGUGCAACUGCCAAACGUAGAGAAUGAUGAUCUCGAUCCAGUUCAUUGCAUCGGUACCUGUCCUGAACAAGACCCCGAAUAUGCAGUAUUACUUCCAAACGACGAUUGCAAGAAAUUCUGCUUGUGCAGCAACGGUAUUGCAUGGGUUCAACCCUGUCCUGACCCUCUUUAUUUCGAUUCUGUAGAUAAAGUAUGUAAGAAUAAAAGAGACGCCGUCUGCGGAGAACGUCCAUCUACAGAAGAUAGCGCAUCCAUACUUCAUAAAAUCGAUGACAAGAAUUCAGUGCAACUGCCAAACGUAGAGAAUGAUGAUCUCGAUCCAGUUCAUUGCAUCGGUACCUGUCCUGAACAAGACCCCGAAUAUGCAGUAUUACUUCCAAACGACGACUGCAAGAAAUUCUGCUUGUGCAGCAACGGUAUUGCAUGGGUUCAACCCUGUCCUGACCCUCUUUAUUUCGAUUCUAUACAUAAAGUAUGUAAGAAUAAAAGAGACGCCGUCUGCGGAGAACGUCCAUCCACAGAAGAUAGCGCAUCCAUACUUCAUAAAAUCGAUGACAAGAAUUCAGUGCAACUGCCGAACGUAGAGAAUGAUGAUCUCGAUCCAGUUCAUUGCAUCGGUACCUGUCCUGAACAAGACCCUGACUAUGCAGUAUUACUUCCAAACGACGACUGCAAGAAAUUCUGCUUGUGCAGCAACGGUAUUGCAUGGGUUCAACCCUGUCCUGACCCUCUUUAUUUCGAUUCUAUACAUAAAGUAUGUAAGAAUAAAAGAGACGCCGUCUGCGGAGAACGUCCAUCCACAGAAGAUAGCGCAUCCAUACUUCAUAAAAUCGAUGACAAGAAUUUAGUGCAACUGCCGAACGUAGAGAAUGAUGAUCUCGAUCCAGCUACUUGCAUCGGUACCUGUCCUGAACAAGACCCUGAGUUUGCAGUAUUACUUCCAAGACGACUGCAAGAAAUUCUGCUUGUGCAGCAACGGUAUUGCAUGGGUUCAACCCUGUCCUGACCCUCUUUAUUUUGAUUCUGUAGAUAAAGUAUGUAAGAAUAAGAGAGACGCCGUUUGCG